This is a messenger RNA of Triticum aestivum (bread wheat), 1573 nucleotides long. RefSeq lists its product as uncharacterized. The transcript has 4 exons. Lineage: Eukaryota; Viridiplantae; Streptophyta; Magnoliopsida; Poales; Poaceae. The coding region runs from base 708 to 1355 and encodes 215 amino acids. The record is from RefSeq and is a predicted model, not a curated record.
UGUGAGCCAACAAAGGCAUCGAUUGUAAUCUGAACCAGACUGAUGAGGAGGAGAGAGCUGCUCUCUCUCUCUCUUAAUACUUAUCCCCCUCCUCCUCUGCCAUCCUCGCCAAUCGCCAUAGCCAACCUCCCUCCACCCCUCAACCCUAAAAACCUGAACGGAAUCCACUUCUCGCCCCCUUCCUUCCCCACAGCAGGCGCCUGCCAGGUGUUUGAGGUGGGGUUGCCAUGGAGCCACCAGUCAAGGAGGAUGCCAUACGCCUCGACUCCAAAGAUUUCUAUGGUUGCAAGUUUGAAAAGUUUGCUCGUUCUGUUGACAACCGGCUGCUCGUCCGUUCUAAUUCAGACCUGCACACAUUCAAGCUGCGUUGGGACAAGAAUCAUUCCGACAGCCAAGCUGUAAGAAGGUGGAUCAAGUAUGCAGUGAAUCAUAACGUGAAAGUUCUCAAUGUGAUCCUUCAUGAUUAUGACGAGAGUGAAUUGCCUCCUGCCAUCUUCACCUGCCAUUCACUCCAGGAGCUGAAUUUGCAGUUGGGGGUAACUCCUGAAGCUGUGUUCGGUUGAGAGGGAUUUGAAGGGGGUUUGGCAGGGAUUGAAGUGGAUUUAAUCCCCUACAAGUAAAAACCUCCCCAAAUCCCCUUCAAUCCUCUUGUGGAGGGGUGUAACCGAACAAGGCCUGAAGGUGAUUUCGACAAUUAUGGGCAUGUAAUGCCAUGUGGAAUCAACCUUCCUUCCCUCGGGAAGUUGACUCUGAGUGAUGUGAAAGUAUACCAGGAUUCUCUGGACGCUUUGAUUGCUCACAGCCCUCACCUGGAAGACAUUCAUUUGAUACAGCCUGCCAUGUUUCUUGACCUCAUAGCCUCCAAGGUGUUAAAAAGGCUGACCAUUGAUGGCUACAUAGAUCCACACAAGGGUUUUACAAUUUCUGCUCCUCAUCUGGUUAUGCUGGACAAUGAGUUGCCAACAUGCUCAGCAUUUCAGAGCCUCACAAGUCUGGAAAUCGGAGGAUGGCAUCUGGCUGAGGACCUAUACGCCGUGCUCCGCCUCCUUAAGCUUUCACCAAGGCUAGAAAAGCUCAAACUGGUGCAUGACUCGGGUAAAGGAGCGGGCGCGGAUGCUCAGCCAACAAACGGAAUGACCUUCGGGUGCCGGCUUCUUCACAGCGUGACGAUACAAUGCACCAACGGCGACGAAGGGGUUGACAAGCUGGUGAGUGUUGUGGUGGCGAACGGGGUCAGCCUGUACAAGAUACAUGUCACCAUGACUUACCGUGAGUAUAUCGAGAAGAGGGCCUCUGAGCUAGAGGAUAAGGCGUCCGUCGCUGAGGAACCGGCGAAGAAGGUGAGACUUUGCUGAUCAUCUGCAAGAAGAUGGCGAACUCCAGAGACCAUGGAGACACGCUGCUGAUCAUUUGAGCUGAGCAGGAUGGCAUCCACAAAUCACAAGCACGAACCGUGAUGAUUUUGAGAGCUGUUUACUGAGCCAUCCUCCUGCCUUGUGUCUCUGGCCUUUCCUUUUGUUCUGAGACUCCUACUGACGGAUUGUGUCUGUAUAUAUGCUCUACUGAUUUACAA